UACAAAGACGCCGGUACUUACGAAUGCAUUGCUGAUAACGGUAUACCACCCAGCAUUGCAGCUAAUUUCUCCAUCCAAAUUCGUGUUGGGCUUUGUGCACAAACUCGAAAUGUUCGAUUGUUGUUAUAAUGUUUGGAGCUUUAGAAGUCUCGCUUUGGAACUGGUAGCAGUGUAUCUCCUGUUUCUGCCGAAUGUUUAUCUCUCAGAACUGCCUAAUAUCAAAAAGUUCACUUUCGAAGAUAAUGUUCAAGAGGGUGAUUCAGUAUCAGUGAUUUGUUUUGCUGUUUCUCAGAGCAAGCCGCUGUCUUUCAAAUGGGAAAAAAACGGUAAACCUGUAGACGAAACAGAGAAAAAUGUGAGAAUUGACAAUAGUGGAGAAUAUUCUGUUUUAAUUUUGGACAAAGUUGACUUGAGAAGUGGAGGAAAUUACACAUGCAGUGCCACCAACCCUUUAGGCACAACAAAACAUACAGCGCAACUGCAAAUUAAAGCUCCUCCAAAAUGGCUUGAAAUGCCAAAUAGCUCAGUUACUACUCUAGGAAAUGCAAUUACAGUCAAGUGCCUAGCAACUGGAUCGCCUGUUCCCAAAAUAAAAUGGAAUAAAUUAUUAGAUACAAAUUUUACAGAAUAUAAGUCCUUAAACUGGAAAGAAGAAAGCAAUGGCACAUUAAGAAUUCCUGCUAUCUCAUAUGCUGAUGCUGGGCUUUAUGAAUGUGUCGCUGAUAACGGAAUAGGACCCAGUAUUAAAGCUAAUUUUACAAUUACCAUUCGUGAAAUUCCUGAAAUACAAAAAUUUGCUUUUCAAGAUAAUGUUAUUGAUGGUAAAGUUGUGUCAGUGAUGUGCCUUGCUGUUUCGGAAACAAAACCUAUUCAUUUCAGUUGGGACAAAAAUGGAAAACUGCUAGAUGGUAGUGAAAAAGGCGUUAGAAUUGAAAACAGUAGUGAAUUUUCCGUUCUCAUUUUAGACGACGUAAGCAUUGACAGUGCUGGAAAUUACACUUGCACGGCCACAAAUUCAUUUGGAAGUGCUAAGCAUAGUUCCUUCUUGAAUAUCAAGGCUCCUCCAAGGUGGAUAGAAACGGCAAAAGAUGUAACAGUAGCUGUAGGAGAAUUAGUUAUAAUCAAAUGCGUUGCAUUUGGUUCUCCUAAGCCUCAUAUAGUAUGGAAAAAGCAAUCAGGUGGCGAAAUGAAGAAUCUGCUUCCUUCCGCAUCUAAUCUAAAAAUUAAUGAAGAAGGUACCUUACAGUUCUCAUCGAUAUCGUAUGAAGAUGCUGGUUUCUAUGAGUGUUUGGCUGAUAAUGGCGUUCAGCCAAACAUUUCAACAAACGUCACUAUAACAAUCCGGGUGAAGAUAGAACCAUUCAGUUUUCCAAGACAAUUUAGCGUCGGUGAGAAAGCCCAGGCAGCAUGCUUCGCUGCCUCGUUAACCAACGAUGUUCAGUUUCAGUGGCUGAAGGACGGCAUAAUUCUCCAAGAUUCUGAAAACAUAAGGAUUAAAAGCAGUAAUGAUUUCUCCAUCAUUAUUGUAGACCCUGUAAAUUUAUUAAGUGAAGGAAAUUACACUUGCAAAGCUGUGGACAGUAAAGAUGCUGCUUCUCAUUCUGCUGUGUUGCAAAUAGAAGCUCCUCCAUCUUGGCUUGACGAAACUAAAGACAUAACAAUAGCCAUGGGGUCUUCGGUAACUAUAAGCUGCAGGGCUCAUGGGUCUCCGAAACCUGUUGUCAAACUUAAAAAAGCGUCAGGUCAUCUCAUGAAAAAGGCUCAGCAAGAUUCCUUUGAAGUUAGUUCACAAAAUGGUACCUUUCAUUUAACCUCUUUAACGGCGGACGAUGCUGGAAUGUAUGUAUGUGAAGCAAAUAAUGGUGUUGGUACUACUAUAAACAAGAAUUUUUUGAUAGAUGUCGAAGGUUCACCGAAAAUUCAACCUUUCCAGUUCCCUAUUGGUGUUAAGGAUGGUGGAAAAGUUACAGUAGUUUGUUCUGUCGCAUCUACGCAAGAAAUAUCGAAUUUUCGUUGGAUGAAAGACAAAACAGAUAUUAUUGGCUCGCCACAAAUUCGGAUAAAAAACGAACCUGAUUUUUCAGUUUUGGUCAUAGAACCGGUGCAUGCAAAUAAUACCGGUAAUUACACUUGUUUGGCCCGAAAUAGUUUAGGACAAGAUACUUAUUCAUCUUUCCUUCAAGUGGAAGGUCCCCCAAAAUGGGUGCAUGAACCAUCUGAUGCAGUCCUUCAAAUAGGUGAAAAACUUUUGUUAAAAUGUGAAGCAUCUGGCUACCCUGCCCCAAAAAUCCAGUGGCAGAGAAUUAAUAAACUCGCCAGUAGUACGGAGUUGAGUGUUCUUGAUCAAGGUAGUUGGAAUGACACAGUUUUAGUAAUUCAGGGAGUUAAAGCAGAACAUUCAGGAAUCUUUCAGUGUGAAGCUAAUAAUGGAAUCCCACCAACUUUAACAGCAAAAGUUCAUGUUCGGGUUAUUGUUUCUCCAGUUAUCCAGCCUUUUAGUUUCAAGAAAGGUGUCAGAGCUGGAGACAAGACUACAACGCUCUGUCUUGCAGAAUCGAAGUUACCACUUACUUAUACUUGGGAGAAAGAUGGAAAACAGUUAGCCGAAAAAGAAGGACUUCGGUUCAAAACUGAUGAAGAACUCUCUAUAUUAAUAAUAGAUCCUGUUCACAUUGACAGUUCUGGGAAUUACACUUGCACAGUUACCAAUAAGGAUGGUUCUCACAGUUUCACAGCAGAAUUAAUUGUUGAAGCUCCACCAGUAUGGAAAACAGAACCUGAAAAUACAACAGCACUACCAGGAUCACAACAUAUAUUUCACUGCUCAGCUUCUGGUUCACCAAAUCCUGUUAUAACUUGGCGAAAAUUAUCAGAUUCUCCUACAGAAGUAAAAGAAAAUAUUCCUGAAGCCUUAGUCAUUGCUAAAGGAGAAAAAUUAAUUUUCAAUUCUGUUAAAAUUUCCGAUGCUGGAACGUAUGAAUGUGAGGCGAGUAACGGUGUUGGUCCUGCCCUUAAGAAGUUUGUAGUAAUGAAUAUUCGUGUUCCCGCUCGGUUUGAAGAGAAAUUCACCGUAGUAAAUGCUAAGAAAGGAGAUAGUGCUAGAAUGAAGUGCGAAGCCCUAGGAGACCAACCUCUCUCUGUAACAUGGCAUAGAGACGAGACUACAAUUAGCAAAAGUGGUGAUGAUAGGUAUGAAAUCUUUGAGACUCUAGUUCCGAAGGGUGUAGUGUCCGAACUUAUCAUUCGAACUACAGAUCGAGACGAUGGAGCCCUUUACUCGUGUAUAGCUGAAAACGAAUUUGGAAAUGACGAAAGAAAGAUACGACUGCUAGUUAUGGAGGUUCCUGCUCCGCCAUUAGACGUAAAAAUUAGAGAAAUCUGGAGUCGAAGUGCUAGUGUAACUUGGGCACCACCUUACAGUGGAAAUUCUCCAAUUACAAAGUACAUAGUACAAUACUGGAGAGAUAUAGGAGGAGCUCCGCAUCGUUUGCUGGAAAUUUCAGCUCCUAGUUCACAGACUUCGGCGAUAAUGAAAGAGCUGCACCCGGGUACUUCUUACGUUCUGAAAGUGGUCGCAGAGAACGCUGUUGGUAGAGGCGAACCAUCUGAUGCUGCAUUCUUCAAGACAGGGGAAGAAGAACCCAGUUCGCCGCCAGCCGAUAUUAUAGCCGAACCAAAAGGUUCUUCUACUAUUCGAGUGUCUUGGAAGCCACCACCCAAGGACAGCUGGAAUGGUGAACUAAAGGGUUAUUACAUCGGCUACAAGUCCCGAGAUUCUAACCAGCCUUAUUCCUACAAAACCAUGGAGUAUUUGCCAGAAGUGCAGCAGGAGUUCUUUCUCACCAAUCUUUUGAAGGCGUCAGAUUACAGUGUCGUCGUCAAAGCUUUCAACUCGGCCGGAAGUGGACCGCCUUCGCACGAACUGUAUGUUAGGACUCUUGAUGGAGAAUUGCCGCCUGCUCCUUCCCUGUUUGUGUUGGCUACGUCUCCUACUUCCGUUAGCCUACGUUGGAGUACUAGAAAAAUAGACAAUCCUCUGACUGGUUAUACAGUUCACUAUAGAGAAGAACAGGGCCAAUGGCAGGAAGUGGCUGUUGUUGCCCCAGAAGAUAAUACCUACACGCUUAGUAAUUUGCAACCUGAGAGACUCUACCAGAUAUAUGUAACUGCCACUAACCAAUACGGAAAGGGAGAUCCUAGCGAAAUAGUUGCUAUUAAGACAGAAGAGGGAGAUGGUCAUUCACUUUUGUCAGUGGCAAGCCUAGGACAUAAUGGUAACUACAUGGACAUGGCAGUUGUCAUCCCAGUUACUGCGUCUUUGGUGACCAUAACUAUCGUACUCAUUGUUGCAUGUAUGUGUGUAAGAAAAAUAAGGAGUCGUCAUAACUUGGAAAGAGCUAUUGCAGCCGAGAAGAAUUACGCAUUGGCGGCUGGAACUCUUCAGCGAUAUGUCGAUAUAGAUAAGACACGGUCUCUUAUGGAUCCUAGCCGCGCUGGUCAUUAUCCCUUGCCUUACGAGACUAUCCAGAUGAUGUCUGAAGAGCAGGAUCCUUCCUUUGCCAAAAGAGGCGGUAAUCAGGAACUUCGAGCCUUCAUAGGGAAGGAUGGCCAGCAAACGUUAUAUAACAAGCCAAUGACAUUGAGAAGAAAAGACGAGAAUAUAUAUGAUAGUCCACAAUAAAUCGUAGUUGUGUACAAAAACUUUUUGAACAAGACAAACUAAACAGAAACUAUAUUUCCGAAUUUCAUAAUCUUCGUACAAGAUUGAAUUCAAUUUGUGGUAAUAACUCUUGUGCCUCAAUAUACGAAAGGAUCGUGCCAUCAGUCAGCCCAGUAUGCAAAUUCUUAGUGUUUUACUGACAUACACUAACAUUUCGUGACAACUCGAAGACUGACUCACUGUGGCGUUCGAGUUUUGCGCUUUUGAGUGGUGUUCCAGAUUUGCUUAGAUCGUUCUUUUUUUGUGUGUAUGCGCUGUUUUUCGCUUUCUGAACUAACUAUCGGCUUUGCAGUUCGUUAGGAAUUCAUGAUGUGCACAUUCACUGCUGUUCUACGUUCUCAUUUUAGUUUGCCAAUCAUUCGGACGACUUAUUAGAGUUUAAUUUUUAGUUUAGCAUUUACUAUGAUGCAUACAAGGAAAUAAACCUUUCAAACAGCACCCGGGCAAAGUUUUAAAAUUUGAAUGUUCUCUUUCCUUUUGCUUAAAAUAUAGAGACUAAACGUUGAUGGUAUUAAUGUCCGCUUAUGAUGACAAUUUUUAAGAGAAUGAGAAAUGUUAGUUUGUAUAAAUUUCGGGAAUUCAAGCUUUUUUUAUACAUCGUGUUUUGUAUGAAAUGCCUGAAAGACCAAAAACCAGAUUUUGUAGGUGCGAAAGAACUUCGAAGACCUCCAUGCGAUGUAUUAUUUCCUACUUUUCGAAUGAAAGAUUUGAUUCCAGUAUCACCGAAUCAAAGCGAGUGUGUGUUGUGAACCUUUUAAACCUUCGAAACUUUAAAUGGCUUCCGAUAAUUAAUGUCAGCUACUUGCUGCUGUAAACCUUGGAGUCCCUGAUGAUAAAGGAAGAGAUAUCUUGACAUCAAAGAAACUGUUUUAGGAGCAAAAUGCAUUGUUAAAUAUUCUGGAUUUUGUGAAUGUCAUUUAUAUUUUCUAAAAUAUCGUUUGAUGUCUUUAAGCCAGAAUAUGUCUUGCGUUAUGAUACAUUAAAACUAAUAUUUGCAUGAUACGAUUAAAGCAGGUUCAUUUUCUAAUAAAUCUUCUAAAAGUGGAAGACGACUACGAGGAAUCUCGUUUUCUUACCAAAAGACGUUAAUAUGAGUGUUACAUGUUUUAUAUGCUUAGACGGAAAAUUUUCUCGUUAUUAAGGAAAUUUUAACUUUUGUUUCCGUAUAUCUUACUUUUUCAAACUAUUUUUGUACGCAGCUUAAUUGAAAUUUUUGAACUUACGCAGCUUAAUUGAAAUUUUUGAACUUACGCAGCUUAACUGAAAUUUUGCGUAUGACCACUUUCAGGUUUAUAAAUGCACGUAAUAUAUCAUAUGUAUGAACUUGUUAAAACGAUAUUUAACUAAGAUAUAUGUAUGUAAAUUUGAGCAAUUACAUGAUUAAACAAACUCGGGAAUUUAUUUGAUGUGCGAUUUUAAAAUUUCUUUAAUUACAUAACAAUUUCAAAUUUAUAUGAUUUAAAAUGCAAAUUCAUUCACUAACUCCGUUUAAAAUUUUUAUUAAUGUAAUUGCGUUACAUUUUUGAAAUGAAAAGUUAUUUCAUUCAUUCAAAAGUAUUUUAACACCUAAGAUAACAGUUAAAAAGAGAAAUAAUUGUACAUGUGUUGCAUCUUAUCUUGUUUGCAUUGUUGUUAAUUAUAAAGUAUUCCUAUCAAUUAUUUUGUAUUUAACUGAUUGGAUAUUAACAAAAUACAAUGAUUUUUAUAUUAGCAGUCCACAAAACCUUCUUUGCAAUUUAUUGUUUAAAGUAUGAUAAAAUGUUAAUUGCCCGUUUCUUUAAAAUGAUGUAAUUGAAAAACGCUAACAAAAAUUUAUUAAGAGUUUGAGUGUUUUUGUAAAACAAAAAAGGAAAUAUGUGAAUUCCUUUAAAUAUAAAUUUUCCUCUUAUAUUUGUAAUACAGAAAUAUUAAAUUAAGUUUUUUGGAGUUGAAAAAUUAACAGAUAUUUAGUAAAGAUCCCUUUAUUUUAUUUUUUACAAAGUUAUCCCACAGAGUGUUAUUGCAUUAGUUGAACGAUGGUUUCAUCUUUCUAAUAUCAGAAAACAUUUUUUAAAACGUUUUAAGGAAAAUUUUCUUAAAAUCGGUUCAUUUCUGUUUAGUUUGUUUUUAAUAUAACAGAGGAACGAUAAUUCUUCACCGAAACGCAAUUUCAACAUUUUUGAAAUACAAAUAUUUAUAUUCCGCCAAAAAAUACCUUGUUUGAAUUUAUGCAGUUACUAUUUUAAAAUUGUGCAAAUGAGGUAUUUAAUUUUCUAAAAUCUCUGUGAAUUCAGGCAUAAUUCACUCUGUGUGAGAUUACGAUUAAAAUUUAAUGCUUCUGUAUUCAAAUAAUAACAGUUUAUUUUAGCAGUUACUAACUUUCUCUUGAUAUUGUUAUUUUGUAAGCUUAGUAUGUUAAUAACUAUUUAAGGUAUUUAACCUCGGAAUUAAACAUUUGUAAACUUUAUUUUUUACAAUUUUCAAAUUGUAGGCAAUUAUGAGGAGUUUCGUAAUUGCAUGAACACAUCAUCUGCUUUACUAUCUCUGAAUGUGUCAUGCUUUUACGUGUAAUAAAUGUUCCUGAUGGCAUUUAGUGGCGAAAGUAUGUGACAAUUUUUAUUAAACCCGCAUGUAAACAAGCCACUCUGAUAUAUACAGGCAAUUUUCAAUAAUAUUCAAAUGUAAAUAAAAAGUUCUUCUUAGCCA
Messenger RNA from Stegodyphus dumicola, 7405 nucleotides. RefSeq names its product cell adhesion molecule Dscam1-like. Gene Ontology annotation, cellular component: plasma membrane; axon. The record is from RefSeq and is a predicted model, not a curated record. Gene Ontology annotation, biological process: axon guidance; dendrite self-avoidance; homophilic cell-cell adhesion. Lineage: Eukaryota; Metazoa; Arthropoda; Arachnida; Araneae; Eresidae. Gene Ontology annotation, molecular function: cell-cell adhesion mediator activity.